Cloeon dipterum is the source of this 3934-nucleotide messenger RNA. RefSeq names its product atrial natriuretic peptide receptor 1. Gene Ontology annotation, molecular function: peptide receptor activity; guanylate cyclase activity; protein kinase activity. The record is from RefSeq and is a predicted model, not a curated record. NCBI's taxonomy places the organism in Eukaryota, Metazoa, Arthropoda, Insecta, Ephemeroptera, Baetidae. The transcript is spliced from 24 exons. The coding region runs from base 216 to 3677 and encodes 1153 amino acids. Gene Ontology annotation, biological process: intracellular signal transduction; protein phosphorylation; cGMP biosynthetic process. Gene Ontology annotation, cellular component: plasma membrane.
CGGAGCCUGCGCUUUGUCAUUCGCGCCGUAUUAAUAGUGGAGUGGCCGCGGCAGUGGCAGUCGGCGGUGCAGCGCCAGCCAAGUAGCAUUGUGCACCGACAAACCACGCGCGACAGUGUGCCUGCCUUCCCGGCCACUCGCGCGCACCUGACUGGACACUCAAGUGAGGCGAGCACGAGCGACGAGAUGGAUUGAAGCGCGAGCCCAGCGCGAGAAUGCGGCCCGUGCCGGUGUGCGUGCUGCUGGUGUGCGCGGCGGUGUGCGGGCCGGUGGCGCUGGGGCGCGGCGUCGGCGUCAACGCUUCCGUGGCGUUCAGUUCGAUGCAGUGCUCGAACGUGGAGCCGCAGUGCGCACGCCUCUGCAGCCGAAGCGACGGCCACCAGCGUCAGCUGCGCAUCGGACUCGCCCUGCCCAAGGACAGCGACUCCUUCAUGCCGGCCCUCAGCAGGGUGCGUCCUUGGGUUGAAAAAGCGUUGGAGGUGGCGCACCUGAAGAACUUGAUCCCGCGCAGCGAGUUUGAUGUGUGUGUGAUCGAGGGCGACACGCGCUGCAGCAUGGAGCACGGCCUCAUCACCGCCGUCGACCUCAUGGGCAGGUGCUGUCCACACGUCUUCGUCGGACCCACCUGCGAACUCAGUCUCUCCAGUGUGGCCAGGCUAGUCAAGCUGUGGCAGACACCGCUGAUCACAGCUGGCGGGUUGGCGUCUGACUAUACCGUGGACAGGACUAGCCCCGAGUCAGAGUACUUCCUCCUCGUCAGAGUUGGCUGGUCCUUCAGGGACAUUGCCGCCGCCCUCGUUGCAUUUAUGGACAAACACAACUGGCGCAAAAUCAUGCUCAUAUACGACACGUUUGGGUACGCAACAGUGUCAGGCUUUCAAACGUGCUACCUGAUGAUGACGUCGCUGGUGAGCCUUCUGAAACAGAAGAACAUAACCUACUCUGCUUACGACACUGACAAGAACAAGCAGAAUUCCAUCAAAGAGAAUCUCAUGCGCGAAAUGGGAGUCACCUACAGCAUCGUGGUGGUGUGCGCCAAUCAGACAACCGUCAGGGAAAUCCUGUUGGCCGCCGAGGAACUGAACAUGGUCGGCAGCGGCGAGUAUGUCUUCUUCAACAUCGAACUCUACAGCGGGAACGCGGUGCAGCAGCCGUGGAACGUGUCCACAGACCCACCAGAGAGGAACGAGCGGGCCCGCAAGGCAUACGAAGCGUUGCUGACGGUGACCGCGCGCACACCCAAAGACACCGAGUACGAGCAGUUCUCCAGCGAGAUCGGCCAGCUCGCCAAAGACAGGUACAAUUUCACUUACGCAUCCGAGGAGGGCGUCAGCACAUUCGUCACGGCCUUCCACGAUGCUGUCCUCCUCUACGCACACGCCCUCAGGGAAACUCUGGACAACAAUGGCACCGAAAGGGAUGGCGAGGACAUUACUCGCAGAAUGUGGAACAGGACCUUUACUGGCAUCGCUGGCGAUGUCACCAUAGACAGCAAUGGAGACCGCGUCGCCGACUACUCGCUGCUCGACCUGGACCCAGAAACCAAUUCUUUUCAUGUGGUGGCCAACUACGUGGGCCAGAACCGCAGCCUCGAGUUCGAGCCGGGCAAGAAAAUCCACUGGGCGGGCGGCAGGACGAGCGCACCCCUCGACACCCCAGUUUGUGGAUUCGACGGCAGCCUGUGCCCCGACAAUUCGUUGCCUGGAUACGCGAUUCUCAGCAUCGUUUUGAGCUCUGUCGUCGUUGUGCUCUCGAUCGUGUCAUUUUUCAUCUACAGGCACUACAAAAUCGAGGCGGCAAUCGCCUCAAUGACCUGGAGGAUCAGCUGGUCGGAAAUCAACGUGAUGGGCAUGGAGGCGGCCAAACGGGGUGGUGGCAGCGUCCACAGCCUCGCCAAGAGCGUCAAUACCCUCUAUUCUGAAGACGCGGCCAGCAUCAUCGAAAAUAACCGGCAAAUGUUUGUUCCUACUGCUGUGUACAAGGGCUCCAAAGUGGCAAUAAAGAUCAUCUACAGAGACCGCGUGGAUCUGGUGCGGCCGCUGCUGCUGGAGCUGAAAAAGAUGAAGGACAUCCACCACCAGCACCUGGUGCGCUUCAUCGGCGCGUGCAUCGAGCCGCCGCACUGCUGCCUCCUCACCGAGUACUGCCCCCGCGGCAGCCUCCAGGACAUCCUCGAGCACGAGCAGAUCCAACUCGACCCCGUCUUCAGGUACAGCCUUAUGCACGACGCCGUCAAGGGUAUGUGUUUUCUGCACGCGAGCGACAUCCGCACUCACGGCAAUCUGAAAUCGUCCAACUGCGUGGUCGACUCGCGUUUCGUGCUCAAAAUCGCUGAUUUUGGCCUGCACAGUUUGCGCGGCUUGCACUCGUCGGUGGAUCUGCCAAACACUGACGCCUAUGCUUAUUGGAAAAGGCAACUGUGGACCGCACCGGAGUUGCUGAGGAUGAAGUACGGUCCGCCGCUGGAAGGCACACAAAAGGGAGAUGUCUACUCAUUCGGAAUUAUUAUGCACGAAAUCCUUUCGCGUCAGGGAGCUUUCUACCUCCCCGAGCACGCUGAAUACAGUCCUAGAGAAAUAGUGGAGGCUGUGAAGGCAGGCGUGCGGCCUCUGAUGCGGCCAUCGUUGAGCGGGUUGCAGUGCGAGCCACAGGUGGUGCAGCUGAUGACCAGUUGCUGGGCGGAGGAUCCGAUCGAGAGGCCAGACUUUUCCUACCUCAAGUCCGCCAUCAGAAGGCUCAACAGCGGCCACGAGAGCAGCAACAUCCUGGACAAUCUGCUGCGGCGGAUGGAGCAGUACGCCAACAAUCUGGAGACCUUGGUCGAGGAGCGCACUACUGACUACCUUGAAGAAAAGCGCAAAUGCGAGGAGCUGCUCUACCAGCUGCUUCCCAAAUCCGUGGCCAGCCAACUUAUUUUGGGCAACAGCGUGAUCGCCGAGACCUAUGACAACGUGACCAUCUACUUCUCGGAUAUAGUCGGCUUCACGUCUCUCUCGGCCGAGAGCACACCUCUGCAGGUGGUCGACUUGCUGAAUGAUCUGUACACGUGCUUUGAUUCCAUCAUUGAAAACUUUGACGUGUACAAGGUGGAGACGAUUGGUGACGCGUACAUGGUAGUGUCGGGCUUACCGGUGCGCAACGGUGACAACCACGCGCGAGAAAUUGCACGCAUGGCGCUAGCCAUGCUGAACACGGUGCUGGGCUUCAAAAUCCGGCACCGGCCCGACCAGCGCCUCAAGCUUCGCAUUGGCCUGCACUCGGGCCCGUGCGUGGCCGGCGUCGUCGGCCUCAAGAUGCCCAGGUACUGCCUCUUCGGCGACACCGUCAACACUGCCUCCAGGAUGGAAUCCAACGGCCUUGCACUGAAAAUUCACGUCAGUUCGGCAACGAAAGCAGUUCUAGAUAUUUUCAAAACGUUCCAUCUGGAGCUCAGGGGAGAAGUGGAAAUGAAGGGUAAAGGCAAGCAAACGACAUACUGGCUGGUGGGGGAAAACGCACCCGCGAAGGCAGCGAGCGCCCCUAAGACACCAAACCUUGCCGUCUGCCCCGCAUUUCCAGGCGUCGGGGAGCCCUUGGGUCCGAACGGGGCGCUCACUGAGGAGCCAACCUCGUCCACACCCCUGCUGGCCAGCACGCACACCGCCGACGCAACGGCGCUCAGCGACUCCAGGCUGUGAUUACAGAGCACUACUUUUCGUUUCAAGUACUAUAAUUAUGUAUUAAUUAACUGUUAAGAUGAAGUAAAAUAUCGCCUCAGACACGCCAGCAUUUUAUGUAUGUGUAUCAGCGAAAAAUCGUCUGCUUCAAGAGACUGUCGUUCAAACGGGCAGAAAAAGUAUGUCAAGAUGGUUGCUGUGUUAAAUUGCAUUUCUGAAGAAUACUAUUGUUGUACUGUAUGACUAUAUUACUUAUUUAUAAAUGUGUUGAAAGCAGA